UCAACACUGCUUUUCGCACGAAUCUCGUACUUAUCUCAGCCUCAGCCUACCUCUCGUUGAGAAUCAUAUACAUGUCAACACCAUGCAUAUUCUCCACAGCAUCACACAGCAUCUCUUCCUAGCCGUUCUACUCCAUAUUCACACAACAUUUUCCUUUCCUGUUCAAGAGCUAGAAACCCUCCAGCCGAACCUCCAGCUUAACUACACCACCGCUGAGGCGGGUAACCCUUUCAUAGGAGGAUGGUACGCCGAUCCCGAUACUGCCAUCUACGAUGAUCUGUAUUGGAUAUAUCCAACUUCUUCUUUACCAUACGAGCAACAGACCUUCCUUGAUGCGUUCUCCAGUGCAGACUUAAUCACCUGGACCAAACAUCCCAACAUUUUGACUAUCGACAACGUCAAGUGGGCGAAAAAAGCAGUGUGGGCUCCUGCACCAGCUUUUGUGAACGGGAAAUACUAUCUAUAUUUUGGCGCAAACGACAUUCAAGAGGGGGAGCCGGAAAAAGGUCUUAUAGGCGGUAUCGGUGUAGCCGUUUCUGACCAUCCCUAUGGACCGUACAUCGAUGCGAUCGGGAAACCGCUGAUCGGAGAAUACCACAACAAAGCUCAGCCAAUCGACCAGGAUGUUUUCAUCGACGACGAUGGUCAAGCGUACAUCUACUACGGCGGCCAUGAACACGCAAAUGUAGCGAAACUGAACCCAGAUAUGAUAUCGCUGGGAACAUUCAGCGACAACACAACAUUCAAAGAAAUCACGCCGGACAAAUAUGUCGAAGGGUCGCAGAUGAUCAAGCGCAAUGGGAAAUAUUACUUCAUGUGGUCCGAGGGCGGAUGGACGGGGCCCGAUUACGCAGUCGCUUAUGCUAUCGCGGAUUCACCUCUGGGCCCAUUCAAUACGCGAGGAAGGAUUUUGCAACAAGACAGUGCGAUUGCGAAGGGAAGUGGUCAUAACGGUGUGAUCCGCGUUCCCGGGACCGAAAUCUACUAUAUUACUUAUCAUCGGAGGCCGCUCACUGAGACGGACCGCAAUCAUCGCGUGCUUUGUUACGAUCGCAUGUAUUUUAAUCCAGACGGAACGAUCGCGAAUGUAAAUAUGUUGGUAAAAGACAACUUCGCCGAUGGAGAUUUCGUGGGAUGGAAGACUGAUGGUGGAGAGUGGAAGGUAGUGGACAAGAGACUGCAAGUCGAUGCGAAAUUAGGAUCGGCCGCUUUCGCCGUACAAGACACAAACUUUACGGAUGUUGCCUUCGAAGCCACAGUACAGCUCUCAGCUGGUAACAACGAAACAGAGUCUGCAGGGUUGGUGUUCAAAGUCAAAGAUGCUACGAAAGGCGUGGCGGGUUUCAGUGGGUACUAUGUUGGACUGGCUCCGUCUGGGAUCGUGAAAUUGGAGACAUUUGAGGCUGGAGUCCGAACCAACUACACAUCGGUUUCCGCGAGAAUAGAGACUACAGUCGACAUCAGAGUCUGCAUUCAAGCGAUUGGGGAAAAUAUCCGUGUUUUCGUUGGCGAUUCUGACCAACCAAAGAUAUCAGUGGAGGGUGCGUCGCUUGUUAAUGGCACUACAGGAGUUGCUACUUUUGGAGCUGGCGCACAGUUUGGGAAUGUAUCCCUUUCGAAGCCGUGA
This is a messenger RNA of Periconia digitata, 1627 nucleotides long. Lineage: Eukaryota; Fungi; Ascomycota; Dothideomycetes; Pleosporales; Periconiaceae. The record is from the annotation of a GenBank genome assembly.